AUGUCGCGCAAGGCAGUAGACCAGCGGAUCCCGAGUCUCAUUAGCAAUGGGUACCAAGAGAAGAAGCGCAGCUUCUUCGUGGUGGUCGGUGACCACUCCAAGGAUGUCGUUGUUAACCUCCACUACUUGAUGGCUAGAAACAUCAAGCAGAACAAGUCCGUCUUGUGGGCGUACAAGACCAAGCUCUUGGGCUUCACGAGUCACCGAAAGAAGCGCGAGAACAAGAUCAAGAAGGAAAUCAAGCGCGGCACCCGCGAAGCCAACGAGUCCGACCCCUUCGAGCUCUUCGUGUCCCUCCACAACAUCCGCUAUGUCUACUACAAGGAGACGGAAAAGGUCCUCGGACAGACGUUCGGCAUGUGCAUCCUCCAAGACUUUGAGGCUAUGACGCCAAACAUUCUCGCGAGGACAAUCGAGACGGUCGAGGGUGGUGGCCUGGUGGUCCUCCUACUCAAGGGCAUGUCCUCGCUCAAGCAGCUCUACACAAUGUCCAUGGACAUCCACUCGCGCUACCGCACCGAGGCGCACGACGACGUCGUCGCCCGCUUCAACGAGCGCUUCAUCCUCUCGCUGGGCGGCUGCGACUCGUGCCUCGUCAUCGACGACGAGAUGAACGUCCUGCCCAUCUCGGGCGGCAAGGGCGUCGUGAAGCUCCCGCCCACCGACAAGGACCUCAACAAGACCGAGGCCGAACAGGAGCUCGAGGACAUGAAGGAGUCGUUGCAAGAUACCCAACCAGUCGGCUCCCUGGUUACCCUCGCCAAGACGACCGACCAGGCCAAGGCGCUGCUGACGUUUGUCGACGCUAUUGCCGAGAAGACGCUGCGGAGCACCGUGACGUUGACGGCCGCCAGAGGUCGCGGAAAGUCGGCGGCCAUGGGUGUCGCCGUCGCGGCUGCGGUCGCGCACGGGUACAGCAACAUCUUCAUCACCUCCCCGUCCCCGGAGAACUUGAAGACGCUGUUCGAGUUCGUCUUCAAGGGUUUCGAUGCGCUCGGAUACGCCGAUCACGCAGACUACUCCAUCAUCCAGUCCACGAACCCCGAUUUCAAUAAGGCCAUUGUUAGAGUCAACAUCCACCGGGCGCAUCGCCAGACGAUUCAGUACAUCAGACCCCAAGAUGCUCACGUUCUCGGUCAGGCUGAGUUGGUUGUCAUCGAUGAGGCCGCCGCCAUUCCCCUGCCUUUGGUGCGCAAGCUCAUGGGUCCCUACUUGGUCUUCAUGGCGUCUACCAUCAACGGUUACGAGGGUACCGGUCGUUCGCUGUCGCUGAAGCUGAUUAAGCAGUUGAGGGAGCAGUCAAGACCUGGAGCCAAGACUGGUGAGGACACAGAGGUUGCCGACAGGACAACGGGCAGAGCCUCCAAGGAUCAGGGCUCGAGCCAGUCCAGCCGAUCCCUUCGCGAGAUCACCCUGUCUGAACCCAUCAGAUAUGCCCAAGGCGACUCGGUCGAGAAGUGGCUGAACAAGCUUCUCUGCCUAGAUGCCACCCUCCCUAAGGCCAAGGCCAGCGCUCAGGGGUGCCCCGACCCUUCGCAGUGCGAGCUGCUCAAGGUCAACAGAGAUACCCUCUUCUCCUUCCACCCCAUCCCCGAGAAGUUCCUGCAGCAGAUGGUCGCCCUUUAUGUUGCCAGUCACUACAAGAACUCUCCCGAUGAUCUCCAGCUGAUGAGUGACGCCCCCGCUCACGAGCUCUACGUCCUCAUCGCCCCUACAUCAGACGGCAAGCUGCCCGAGCCCCUGUGUGUGAUCCAGGUCGCACUGGAAGGAAAGAUUAGCAGACAAAGUGUCAUCAACCAGUUGAGCAGAGGCCAGCGCCCUUCCGGUGACUUGAUCCCCUGGCUCGUGAGCCAGCAGUACCAGGACGACGAGUUCGCCUCCCUCUCCGGCGCCCGCGUCGUAAGGAUAGCGACGAACCCGGAGUACGUGUCCAUGGGAUACGGCACCAAGGCCCUGCAGCUCCUGACCGACUUUUACGAGCAAAAGUUCACCAACCUGUCCGAGGAUGCCGAUCUCGCCAUGGAGGAGACCCUGCCGAGAGUUACGGAUGCGGAGCUAUCAAAUACCUCUUUGCUGGCUGACGACGUCCACAUCAGAGAUAUCAAGAAGCUGCCGCCGCUGUUUGCGAGAUUCUCUGAGAUCAGGCCCGCCGCCCUGGAUUACGUCGGUGUCAGUUACGGCUUGACGCAGCCGCUCCAUAAGUUCUGGAAGCGCGCUUCCUUUGCGCCCGUCUACCUGCGACAGACGGCCAACGACUUGACGGGCGAGCACACGUGUGUCAUGAUCCGGCCUCUGGAGAACACCGGCGCCGACCGAUCAUGGCUCGGUGCCUUCUCACGAGACUUCCAGCGUCGUUUCCAGUCGCUGCUGUCUUAUCAGUUCAGGGAGUUCCAGUCGGUCGUUGCGCUCAGCAUCGACGAGUCCGCCAGCAUUGGCGCCAAGCUCGACGGCACUGAGCCCACGGCCCUGACAAAGGUGGAGCUUGACAGGUUCCUGACGCCAUUCGACUUGAAGCGUCUUGAGUCGUACGCCAAUAAUAUGCUGGACUACCACGUCAUCCUCGAUCUCGUUCCCACGCUCGCUGGCCUGUACUUCACCGGCAAGCUCAAGGGCGACAUCAAGUUGACUGGUGUCCAGCAGGCCAUCCUGCUCGCCAUCGGUCUGCAGAGGAAGGAUAUGGACGUCAUCUCCACUGAGCUGUCCCUGCCGUCGUCGCAGCUGUUGGCCAUGUUCAUCAAGAUUCUCCGCAAGAUCACAACGCACUUUGGAUCCCUAGUCAACGCCGCCGUUGAGGCUGAGCUGCCUAGCAAUAACACCAUUGGUGUCAGCCGGGAGAAUGCUUCUGGGGUACAUGAUGAUGAGGUCGUCGACAAGAAGUUCGUUCCCCUCGAGACGUCUCUCGAGGACGAGCUUGAAGAGGGAGGCGAUGAGGCUCUGGCUAAGCUUCGCAGGAAGCAGCGCGAGCUCAUCGACUCCCUGCCGCUUGACCAGUACGAGGUUGAUGGUGAUGCCCCCGCCUGGGCCGAAGCUGAGCAGGCCGUCAAGGACGGCAAGACUGGCGUGGUCAGCGUGAAGUCGGCCAAGUCGAAGCGCAAGGCCGGCCCGACGGCAGCCGAGAUUUACGACGAGGCUCUCGGGGAGAAGAAGCACAAGAAGGCGAAGAAGUCCAAGAAGGACAGGGACUAA
Colletotrichum fioriniae is the source of this 3186-nucleotide messenger RNA. RefSeq names its product N-acetyltransferase 10 (gene NAT10). The record is from RefSeq and is a predicted model, not a curated record. NCBI's taxonomy places the organism in Eukaryota, Fungi, Ascomycota, Sordariomycetes, Glomerellales, Glomerellaceae. Gene Ontology annotation, biological process: rRNA acetylation involved in maturation of SSU-rRNA. Gene Ontology annotation, cellular component: nucleolus; 90S preribosome. Gene Ontology annotation, molecular function: tRNA binding; 18S rRNA cytidine N-acetyltransferase activity; ATP binding.